Messenger RNA from Gallus gallus (chicken), 12855 nucleotides. It is a transcript of the gene NET1, whose product is annotated as neuroepithelial cell transforming 1. Bases 9720 to 11462 code for a protein of 580 amino acids. The transcript has 12 exons. Lineage: Eukaryota; Metazoa; Chordata; Aves; Galliformes; Phasianidae. The record is from RefSeq and is a predicted model, not a curated record. Gene Ontology annotation, molecular function: guanyl-nucleotide exchange factor activity. Gene Ontology annotation, biological process: positive regulation of Rho protein signal transduction; intracellular signal transduction.
ACCUACAAGACUGCCAGCUGCUGUUGGUGUCACAUCCCCUUCCCUAUGGGAGUUUUUAUCAGUCACAGGAGACUGUUUUAACUUGUGUUCCACCAACAGGUAGGAAAGAAGGUGCUCUCUACAACGGGCGAGGUGUUGAGAUGCACAGUGUUGACAGUGCAGUGCUUAUUGUUGCACCAGGCCCUGUUUUCAGAACCCAGUUUAUCUAUGCGAUGUGUUGUAUUGCUGCUUCUUAUUUCAGCUGACUAAUGUAACUCCCCAUUAUUUUUGGACAUUGGAUUUUAUUUGUGUUCAUCUCUUUGCAUGGAGCCCACUGCACUUUGUGUGAGGCUGCUGCAAUACUAAUUCAUACACAUAAGGGGGCAGAUUUGAGAUUGUUCUGGAACCAAACUCCAUUUUCUUUGUGUAAUAAAAAUUACUUUGGGAUAAUCUUUAGAAGAGACACAGCAAUCUUUGUACUAACUGUCCAAGAAUGUUCUCCUGAGUGUGCAUAACCACUGCUUGUGCUGAGUGAGUUUUAAUAGUGGAUUUCCUGUGGACGUCUAGCAGACUUUCUCUUCUCUAAAGCCUGUAUGUUCUUUCUAGUGAAGUGCUGUUUGUUUCACUUGCACUGAGAUUUAUUUUGUGUGUGGGUGGUUUGUUUGUUUGCUGUUAUAGCUGCAAGCGGCUACAAUGCUUUUAUUAAAACUUCAUUCCUACUGUGUUUAAGACUUGAAAACAGACUUCAGGUGUAUUUAUGCUUCUCCCAUGGAAAGAGAUUAGAGUCUUGUGUCUGAACUCUCCUCCCCUUCUCUGUAUGCCAGUUUAUGUGUCUUUCUUGGCCCCCAAGCUGCAGCCUUUCCCUGCCAGCCUCCAUAAAAUUAUCCCUGCAGGCAAUGGUUCCUCAUCGACUAUAGUAACUACAUUUCUUAAUCCUUCAUCUUUUAUUGCUUUGUCUGAGUUUCAAGCUCUUUCACUCCUUGCAGGCCUUUCAUUACUCUGUUCCUUAUUGGCUGCUCCCUCCUAAACCUUUAUGGUCAGAUAUCCAAAUGACAUCAGUGGCUGUCACUUCCUCCAAGGGAAUGUGGGCUCUAGACUGGUCUAAUCUGUUCUCAACUACCAUCUGACCUGAUCUCUACUGCCAUCUGAGCACAACCAGAGCUAAAUGGGCUAGAUGUGGAUAAUAGGAAGGCUCACCAACUGGAACUUACCAUCCAGAACUUGCUCCUCUAAAGCUUUCCCAGCAGCACAAGGGAUUGGAAGGUCUCAGUACAAUGCAUCAUGAGGUGUUCCUGAACACAUUUCAGUGGCUACAGAGGGUAGGAAGGACUGAGAAGCACUGUUGGGAUCUUAACAUCAGGGCUCUGCCUACAGGCUUAGGUCAGACACAGGUGCCAGCCCACUAGACCAAUUUCAGUUGUUACCUCCUGCUGAAGCUCCCAUGGAAAGGACAAGCCCAAAAUAUGCUGCAUGAGAAGUGAAGCCACUGGGGGGAAAAAGAUUGUUAAAGGUUAAAUCAGCAUUAAGAAGGGUAGUCUCUGUGAAAGGAGACAAGUAUCUUGCCUGGGCACAGAAGGUGCACUAGUUUAAGUGCCUUAAACUAAUUUAAUAGAACAGUGCAAACCCUGCUUGUGAAAAUAAAUUCUCUUGGGGUGGUUACUGGCCUAUGUCAACUCAGCGCAGGCUAAUUUGUUACUGGCUUGCAGAGCUGCCUGGGAUAUCAGCACUAAAUGUGUUUACUUUUUCUUGCAUUUAGUAAGAAAAGAAUGAAAAGGGUUGUCCCCUCAAAAAGUAAAAGCAUUAAACAAUCUCUUUUGUAAGAGCAAAGUACACCUUCAAGUCCUUAUAAUGUUUAAAUAUUUAAAAUAUGAAGUCACUCAGUGCUGCCUUACCACCCACCUACUGAGGUCUGUUUCUCUUUCAGACUUACCCUUAAAUUGUAUAGACAUUACAUUACACAACUCCACCCUGCAGCCAUUUCCUGCCCAGCUCCUCAGUUCUCACUCUUUUCCAAUUAUUUUUUCUCCUGUCUCCUUUUCUGUUUUUCCUACAGCUCUGGCUUUUUUUGGAGUCUAGGAAAUGAAGUUCCUAGACUGCUGCUGGCUUACUCUGCCUGCCCAAAUCUAGCCCUCCCUCCUGUUCUUUUUUCCCCUGUGUGGGAUAAGUGCUAAUCACCUUCAGCCUCCAAAGCAAUGCAGGGCAUCUUUUUAUAGCCUGCUGAAGAUGAGGAGGAGGUAAACUUUCCUAAGAACAUAAGAGCUGAUUCAGGCCAAGGGUCCCUCUGACCUAAUGUGCUUGUUCUGUGCACUAAGGGGCUAUUAGGAUCAGAACUGGCAUUUAUAAUGCUCCUUUCUUUCACACUGUCCCAGUCUCCAGCAGUUUUCAGUCCAUCUCAAUAACUUCCUAGGCUUGGUCUGGUUAAUUAGAGAAUCUUUAAGGUAGGGAAAGACCUUUAAGAUCAAGUCCAACUGUCAGCCCAUCCCCGCUGUGCCCACUGAACUAUGUCCCUUGGUGCAACAUUUCCACAUUUCUUGUAUGCCUCCAGGGAUGGUGACUCUACCGCCUCCCUGGGCAGCCUGUGCCAAUGCUUCACCACUCAUCAGAGAAGAAAUAUUUCCUAAUAUCCAACCUGAACCUCCCCUGGUGCAACUGAAGCCCGUUACCCCUUUUUCUUUUACUCUUUACCCAGGAGAAGAACCGACCCUCACCUCCCUACAACCUCCUUUCAGGUAGUUUCAUCUUCCUCUAUGUGGACCUUGCAUUUCUGACAGCUUUUGCUAAGAAUUCCCCCAGGUCAGUUGUUGGUGUGAGGUGUUCCUAUGGCUGGAAAGGACUCUUUCCCACUGAAAUUGGCUGGAAAAGGGAUGUGCCCUGCCCCUGUGCUUUACAGCUUCUGCAGAACUGCCCUUGAGGUUCGAUGAGCUCAAGCCAAAGUCAUCCUGUGGCUUUGCUUUUGUUGUGAAUCAUUACAAACAUGUUGUUCUGGUGCUGAUGAGUCUCCAUACGGGUACUGCAGCAGAGGGCAGGAUGGCUUCCUUCAAACACACGUAGCAGUUCCACUGCUGCCAUCAAUCCCCCACCCCCACUUACAAGAGUCCUGAGCUGCAAUACAGUCCUGUGAAAUAGAAACAAGCUAUGCUAGUACAAGCAAGCAACUGCAUUGCAGUGUUCUUUUGUAGCUUUUUUAUAUGCACAUGUGCAGCUUAAGCAGAUAAUUGUCUCACUGAGCUCAAGCCUACCAUGUCAUUCAGAUUACCUUGUAUUUCUGCAGGUUGCAAGGACACAUGGGGAAUGUAUAGUGAAUGCAUUGGUUGAUGGUAACUGGUCACGCUAUGUUGUUUUUCCAGCCCUACAACUGGCAUAACUGCUUUCAUAGCAAGGGUCAAAGCAACUGCUUGCAUAAAGGAGAAAAAACACAGAGCCAUUUAGAAUUUUUAAAAAAGAGAAAAGUUCCUGUCUGUUAGCAUUGAAAUGUAUGUUUUCCUGAGCGUUCUCUUGUGAUGAUUUGUAAUAUUUAUUGGAUCAAGCUUGGUUCCCACAAGAACUCAAAAUAGCCAUCGGGAUUUGAAGGGACGCAGCCUUCCUCGGCUGGCAUGGCUGCAGGAUGCAGAGCUCGCUCCCAUGGCUUCUGUGCACUUGGAAUUCCUCCGUCCUGACUGCUCUCCCCUGGGAGCAUUCAAAAUAGGUACCAGAGGGGAAGGGGCUCUGGGGGUGGCAUUCAAUGGAAACAGUUUGAAGUGCAACUCAUUUCAGCUGAACUUGGAACCUUUUGCUCCCUGCCUGGAAAUGCUGAAAAAGUGUAAUGCUCACUUGGAGCCCUUGAGAGAGUGGUUUUGUGGAAAUUACGCAUCAGGUGAAGUUAAGCAGAAAGGGUAAGUGGUUCAUAAAGCACUCGGAGAUGGUGGCCUUUACCAUGGUACACAGAACACUGUAUUUUCAAGUCUAGUCUAUGAGACAAUGCUUUCCUGUAAGACCGUGCAUUGUUUACAACAUUUGCUUCCUUUCUCUUUCCUCCUUGAAUGCAGUCCAAGCACCCAAACAUUUACUGAUGGUGGUUUUUGUACUUUGUCACCUGGUGAUGCGAAGUUUAACACUGCUCUGCUAAGAAACCUGCUUUCAUUUUGUAGUGGUGGCAUUUUCUCUGGAACACAGCUCACUACUGAAUCUGGGACCAGAAUCGGGGAUGGGAAUUAUUUAGGAUAAAGUCUGCCUGAAGAUUUCUCUAAGCCUGCUGUCGUAUGCACAUCUAGGACAUGACUAAGUGAGUCAAAAAGGGUACAUAAUCUUUUAUGUAACUGAAUGACAAUUGCAUUUGAGCUCCAGCUAGAAACUUUUCAUUUCACUUAACUUUGGUCCCCCCAAAACUGACUGCUUAGAUAUGAGCCUCACCCAAGGUUCCUUUAUAGUCAAGCAGAAAGAGAGGCGCCUCCAGGGUAUGGCCAAAGCAGCUUCAAAUGCCUGGCCAGAGGUGUCAGCCUCCCUGCAGGACUGACAGGGGAGCCUGGACAACUGCCUGCCUGUCGGGGGGCUGACAGAUGAGCCACGUGCACAGCAGGAAAAGGGGAGCCGAGGUUCGGCAUGCAGGGUCGGUGCUCUUGUAUUUCUGUUCCUGCUUUUUAAUUGUUAGGAUUAUCUUCCAGCCCAUCAUUCAUCUGAGAAGCCAUGCACGGCCGAUAGAGCUGAUUGACAAGGGCCUGGUGCAUGAAACUCGGUGGCUCAAAGGCUGAGGACGCACUGCACUCUUCUGCCAGAGAUGACCCUGCAGCAGUGAGAGCAAUUGCACGGCUGCUGACAAGCAAAAUAUUUUGUCAGCAGCUGCACUGCUUCUCCCUAAAGUCUUCCUCCCCCCUCUGCUUCGGCAUUUACAUCAUAUCUCUGGAAAUGAGAGUACAAAUAGCUCUGUGAAGUGGACAGGAUGACUACACGCAGCGUAUCAGGAGACAUUUGUUCUACUGGUAGCUUUCAUUUGGUCUGCUGAAAAGCAAUACAGUUUUCUCUUUCUAAUAAUGGAUAGUUACCAUGAUCUUCUGUUACAUGCUUGCAAACAGGAAUACCUGCUUGCAGAGCCAGCUCUGCCAUGAAGCUGUGCAGAGUAGAGCCCAUUCUUGCUGGUCUUCCAACAUGAGCCAUGGAUGGAAGCAAGGGCAAAGGCAAGGUGAGAGAAUGGCCAUGCUUGGAAGUCAUGAAGGCAUUAAUACCAAUGUCUGUAGAGACGCCAUCUCCCCCCUUUGCCCUGCAAGAACAAUAGAGGCAUACAGGCUUUGUUUCUUCAGCAGUGUAGGUUCUCUCAAGGUGCUCCCAUCACCUUCUCAGCAUGUUGGUGUGCACAUGUAGAGGUGACCUUAGGCCACAACUGCUGAAGAAUGAUUGUGCAGGCACAGACUGUUGCCUCAGCAUGCCAGCUCGCAAAGCACCAAAGGUUUUCCUCUCCAGGAUUAUGUUUGCUACCUCUCAGUUUGGCCAGUGCAAAUGUUUGUUCAGUCACCUUGUUAACUCAAUCUCAGCAACGGUGCUCUUACAAAUAAUCAUCACAAAAGACUAUUGUUUUCUGUUUCAUUUCAUGACGUGCUGCAGUGUAUCAUUGGACCAGAAGCCUUUGAAAGUACCCCUCUGUGCUGAGCGUACACGUUGGAGUAAUCUGAGCAGUUGGGGUGAGGCUGUUGGGGAGAGGAGACCUGACCAUGUGCUGUUGAAAUAUCCUUCUUGUUCUCUUGCAGAGAAGUCUGGCUGCCAGCCUCAGCAGUACUGCUAGGAGCUCUGUGUUUGCUGACUUUAACUUGGAGCAGAUACACAGCCAGGGAGGGAAGUCUGAAGGCAAACUGGAAGGAAGAUGCUUGGGUCAUAAGGGAAGUCUGUGGUGCAAAGAUAGCACUUCAGUCCUCAGAUGGAACUAGAUGUUGCUGUGUUGGCUGUGGAGAGAUUGUUAGUGUGCAGCUCUGGAGAGGUCAGACGUGAUUAUUUAAGAAUAUCAGCGCGUGUUUAAUCUCCUUGGCUCUUAUCUGCUCAUGUUCAGUACUGCUGCAGAUUGCUUCUUCAGAAAAAUAGCUACCAUAAUCCACUCCUACCCAUGAGGAGCAAACGCUUCUAAAAUGGAAAAGCAGCCUUCCCGUUUAGUCUGCACUGAACUACAUAAAACUACUUAAAAUUAAAUGUUCUUUGUACAGUGUAAACCUGCCCAGAGUGUCUGAAGGCGCUUCCUUUCGAAGCAGGGCUUGUUCCAACAGAAAAGAAGAAAAUAAUGGCUAUUCCAGAGCGUCUGCAGAAGUACAAGAAGUUCUCAGCUCAGCAGUAGCACUGCUUGCUCCUGUCCAAGUGGUGGAUGGGUUGAAGUGGUUUUGAUCACUGUUUAACUCCACUGCCCCGCGUUUUCAUGGCUUGGCUGUUUGAAAGCUGAGCCUGCUAGAAUUCCUAAUUGCACCCUCGUUGCAAAGUGUGAUGCUGCUGCUGCCAGAAAGUUAUUGCAGCUUUCUAAACCACAUUUCCAGAGAGCAACCCGUCAUUCUUUUGCUCUCCAUAUAAUUACGGCUAUAAGUAUCCCACUUCCUUUUGUGUGCAGUGAGAGCAUUAAUGAGGCAGCAUUAAUGACGGAGAAGCCGUCUGCAAACUUGAACUCCUUGCGGAGUUCAUUGCACCAUUUUCUUCUCAGCCAUUGAAGCACUGAGUCCUUCUGUCUUGCUUUAAGAUAUUUAAAAUGUCUCUCAAUAGGUUUUUCUUCAAUUAAGGCUUUCACCCUAGAGCUUUUCAAGAUAAGGCACCGUGACAAACUGUACUGUAAGUGCCCUUAGUCAGCAGUUGUUUGCAGAGCACUUGGGAGGCCUCUCACACUGGCCAAGGCCUCUGGAUAUUGUUGGGAGUGGAAAUAUUAACGACAUUAAGUUAGGGAUCCAGAGGCUGUUUCUUCUUUUUUUUUUUCCUUUUUCCUACAGAAAAGCUUUAAAUUAAAAUUCAAAAGGCUCUUUGUGGAGCUUUCCGUGCUUGUCGUUCAAAAUGGGGCUCACCCAUUCAAAAUGAUGUUGCUUGUUUAGGCAACAUUUUGCUGUAAUAUUCACCAUCUCAGUCCUUAGCUGGCACAAGUGGUUUAUAUUUAAGAACAGCUCGCACUGAAAACAUUCUCUCCCCCAAAAAAAUGGUUUGGAAGUCAGAGGGGAAGGAAACACACAACUGCUGCCCAGUCUGAAGAAUGUAUUUUGGAACUUCGGAAAGUGAAGAGAACUGCCAGAUCAAAGCAUUUUUGCAGUUUCCUGGAUAAGUCAUCAAAAAUAAGCCAAAAAAAAAGAAAAAAAGAGUGCAGAUUGUCAAAUGAUGCUGACAAGGCUGUGUGGAUUUACAGUAAAAAGGGAGAAAAAUGUUUCAAAAACCAUUAAUGGGAAGUUGCCCUAACCUGAUGAGUGUGGCUCUGCUGUGCUUUGCCCUCUAGGCUGAAUAAUGGGAAUCCAUGCCCUUUGUGGACGUCUUUUGGAUUUUUGUUUACACCAAGAUCUAAUUUAUGAUUUUUUUUUCCUCCUCCUUCCUCAAAAACUUAAGCAAAAGUCAAAACAAGAAAACUAAUAUCUGGAUAAGGCAAGCAAAAGAUGUUUAAGAAGCCACACAGUGUAAACUGUUUGACAGAAACAUUUGCUUGUUGAUAAACUGAUUUAAGACAAGGUGUUUGUAUCACUGCUGUUUACCUCGUCCUUCUCAGCUUCAAAAUUUAUCAAGCUCUGAAGGGUAUUGUCAACCUUGACAUUAAAUUCUGAGGACAACUUUAACUCACUGCCACAAUUGCAUCCAUCCCAACCUACACUAGUGAGAGGAUCCUGAUGUUUAUUCAAGGAGGGUGUUGAACAAUGACUGUUUCCUUAGCCUGGCUUCAUGAGAAACAAUUGAGCCUGCCCAGUGGCUUUUAUCAAUAUGUUAUCUACUAAAUCACCCAAACUUCCUCCAUUAAGAUUACUGGGGCCUCAUUGCCUUCCCUGCUAUGUUGCCAAACAGGUUUUGUGCUAAGGACUUCCCCAGCUUCCCUCCAUUUUAGUACCUGGUUUUCUAACUGUUUGCAGACCAGCUUGAGAAUAUUAUAAAUAUACACGCACUCUUUUCAGGUUAAGAAUGUUUCAUAACUAACCUCUUUAUGGACCACCAGCAUGGCAACUUUGAUUUUAGCAAGCGGUGAAAAGAUUUUCUCUUGGCAAGACGGCAGUGUCAUCACUUGCUGGUAAGCAGCUUGGAACAUUCAUUUCUGAAAGCAAACAGAGGGCACCAAAACAGAAUUAUUUGUUCUCUUUGUACAGUCUCAACACCCAUUGCCCCUCCUCUGCCCUCGGUUGGGAGAAGUUUUCUUUGCCAAUGUGUUGCCGCAAUGUUUUACAUCUAGAAAAUUAUUUUUGUCUGUUCACGCAAUCUUCUUCGUAACUCCAAAGUUCUUCAUCACUUUGAAAUGUAUUAGCCAACUAUAAUUAACUCUUUCUGCUUGUCUUGAGCCCUGACAAGAUAAGAAAGAGGCUGGGCCCUCUUUCCCUGCGUAUCUGCUCAUCCUGCCAUAAACAAGAAAAUGAUGGCAGAGACGGUCUAUCAAGAAGAAUCUUUUUCAAGAAACUCAGGAAGUGACGAAACCCAAAUUUAGUCUUCGUUUGGGUGACACAGCAGUAAUUUCUAUGGUUCUCUCUACAACAGGGCUGUUGCAACAUUUUGCUGUAAACACAGCAAUUAACUACAUCCAACUGUUGGCACCAACACAAUGCUUUAUUCUGCUGUCUUCAGGAACAAAAACAUUACAUCAAAGCCACUCUGCACUUCUUUCAAUUAAUCAUGCAAUGUUUUGAGCAAUGACCUACAGGGCAGCGCUCUGCUCCGUCACACCACUCUGCUUCUUCUCCUGCUGUGUGGUGAGAUGUGUUAGGUAAAACUUCCAGGAUUGCUCUUGCGAUCAUCGCUGACCUUGCUUUCACCAGUGCUGUCUUCACGUUCUUGAGGGACCUUGCAAGGGAUGCCCAGCUGAGCACUGCAAUGAUGAGUCAUCCACUUGCACAUAAUACACGUGAUAAUCAUGCAGAUGACUAAAUUUGGCUCUGUAUUUUUGGAGAGCUUUGCAGGCUUAAGCAGUAAAGCUACAGGCAGAGCUGGAGGAUAAAAUUCUGCAGGCAAUCGUCCCCAUGAUCUUUGCAUAAAUGAUACUUCAUUGUGGCUUGGUUAGCAAGGAGAAGAGACACAGGCAGUAUGUGUGAUGAAGUUUGAGAUAGUGGAAGCCACUUCUCCUGAAGUUACUUUUACCACUUAGCACCAAGGUCUGCUGCCCUCAGUGUCCAACCCCAACAGUUCUGGCAGAUGGUAGCUCCCUGUGCUUGGCCAAAGACUUGAAAAGGAAGGAGGUUCAGUAAGAACUCUUUACACCACAAAAGGCUUAUGCCUGUUAACAAAAGAUAGUUGAGAAAUGUCUGUGGUACCAAGACCUGUAAGAAAUUAGGAUAUUCCAGCGCCACUGUAGGUGUUGGUACAUGAGAUGGAGCAGUUUCUGACUUCCGCUCUGCCCUCUUAUCCUCUUGAUUGAGUUCUCUUAGAGGACCACUGGAGUGAAGGAAAGAGCAGGCAGUCUACAACCUGUUCCAUUACUGCAGAAGAUACGUGUUGAGCUCUCGGAGAACUGAACGGAACUUUCUCUUUGGGGUGGAUGCUUCUGUAUUGCCUGCCUUCUGUGGUGAUUGAGCAAAGAAGAAAGAUUAGAUGAUGGACUGGGAGGUGGAGAGAUUUCUCUCCAUCUCUGUUGGAUGACUGGAAACCAAGCUGUCAGCAGACUUUUGAACCUUGGUCCUACUCUUCUCCUCACCCCUAGGAUUCAUUUCCAAAUGCUAAGGUGCCCGCUGAGACGAGGCAGCUCUUUCACAUUUCUCACUCCAGGACCACAAUGGGACUUCACCCUGAAGAGGAAACGCCGAGAGAAAGAUGAUGAUGUUGUCAGUCUUUGCAGCCUUGACUUUAAGGAGCCAAGCAAUAAACGGGUUCGGCCUUUAGCACGGGUCACAUCCUUGGCCAACUUGAUCUCUCCUGUAAGAAAUGGUGCAGUUCGGCGCUUUGGGCAAACAAUACAGUCAUUUGCCCUUCGCAGUGACAGCAAAUCUCCCAGCUGUGCCCAGAAGUCAUGUAGCAGAUCUGCUGCCCCUACCCCUCCUAAAAGAAGAAACAGCGUCCUUUGGUCUGAGAUGUUAGAUGUCAACAUGAAAGAAUCUCUGAGCACCAAAGAAAUCAAACGCCAGGAGGCAAUAUAUGAGAUGUCCAGAGGAGAGCAGGACCUGAUUGAAGACCUGAAGCUUGCCAGGAAGGCUUAUCAUGAUCCUAUGCUGAAACUCUCUAUCAUGUCUGAGGAGGAACUCACCCACAUAUUUGGGGACUUGGAUUCUUACAUUCCUCUGCAUGAAGAUUUGUUGGCAAGUUUAGGAGAAGCAACAAAACCAGAUGGAACGGUGGAGCAGAUCGGGCCCAUCCUUGUAAAGUGGUUACCACGACUCCAUGCCUACAAAGGUUACUGCAGCAAUCAGCUGGCAGCCAAAGCACUGCUGGAUCAGAAGAAACAGGACCGAAGGGUGCAGGACUUCCUGCAGCGCUGCCUCGAGUCUCCUUUCAGCCGCAAGUUGGACCUCUGGAGCUUCUUGGACAUCCCUCGAAGUCGGCUGGUCAAAUACCCACUGCUCCUAAAGGAGAUCCUGAGGCACACUCCCAAAGACCAUCCUGAUAUUCAGAUUCUGGAAGAAGCCAUAUCUAUAAUCCAAGGAGUUCUCUCUGACAUCAACUUAAAGAAGGGAGAGUCGGAGUGCCAAUAUUACAUCGACAAACUGGAGUAUCUGGAUGAGAAGCAGAAGGACCCGAGGAUUGAGGGAAGCAAAGCUUUACUGUGCCAUGGGGAGCUGAAGAACAAAAACGGGCAUAAACUCUACGUCUUCCUCUUCCAAGACAUCCUGGUUCUGACCCGGCCGGUCACUCGCAACGAGCGUCAGUCCUACCAAGUGUACAGGCAGCCCAUCCCUGUGCAGGAACUGCUCCUGGAAGACCUGCAGGAUGGAGAUGUGAAAAUGGGAGGCUCCUUCCGAGGAGCGUUCGGCAAUUCAGAUAAAGCUAAAAAUAUCUUCCGAGUUCGUUUCCAAGACCCCUCCCCAGGCCAGUCCCACACGCUGCAGGCCAACGAUAUCUUCCACAAGCAGCAGUGGGUGAACUGCAUCCGUACCGCCAUUGCUCCCUUCCAGCGGACCGCUGCUGCCGCAGAGCUGAAGGAGCUGCCGGAGCUCAGCGAGGAGUCAGAAGAGAACAACCCCUCCGUGCCCAACGUCAGAGCCCAGAGGAGGCAGUCUGCCAUGUCGGGCAUCACUGAGAUGGAGCUCGAUGAGAGCACAGCCGAGUGCAGCUCCAUCCUGGACUCAGAGGAAGCCAAGGGCACGAAAACACACAGAACACUCUCUGGGCACAGGAAAACGAGGGAGAAGCAGCUCAGCAGCAAGCGGAAAGAAACACUGGUGUAGGGAGGAGCCCAGUGCCAUCCUGGUGGAACUGUUUAUUUAUAAAUAGCGUGUACAUUUUUCUUGUCAUGUGAGCACGAUUGGAUUUGCUCUACUGAACAGAAGUGUCUUUUUUUUUUUUUUAUGUUGUAAUGGCAGCUACUGGUAUACAGUUAACACUGUUGAACUGGAGUCUGUUUUUACAAAAGGGACCACUCUGAGCCCACUCUUUACAAUGUCAGUCAGCAUUUUGACCACUUCACAGCAGAUUUUUGAAGAACACCUUUUUGGUUUGGGAAAGAUUUCCACGUGUGGUGGUUGAGGCUUCUAAAGCAGAAGUUUGUGCCAUCACCUUGAGCCUGGCAGAGUCCCUCCUUGCAGUCAGAUCAGUGCUGCAAGUGCACUCCAAAGCUGAAAUCACCGUUUUCUUUCUGUCUUUUGCAGUGUGUGGUUAUCACCACCCAUCCCAUGUAAAACAGACCCCAGGUUCAACAGGUUCUCAACUUACCUACUGGAAUCUUCCAUUUUAGAGUGUCCAUUUGUACAUUCCUCAUUUUCACUCAUGUAACCUGCCACGUAUUUAAUUUUUUUUAUAUAUAUAUAUAUAUAUUAGUUGUUUUGUUUCGGGUUGGUUUGGGGGUUUUUUUGUUUCGUUUUCUUUGGUUUUCUUUUUUACUUUUGUAUUGUCGUUGUCAUCUUUUAGUCUUUCAGACUUGGCAUUUCCUUUCGAGUACUCGAUCCUUCUUGUUCAGAGAUGUACAAAUUGCUUCUCACGUCACUCACAGAACUGGGUUGUAUGGGGCGUAGGAAGGUUUUAGGCACGUUGCAAAGGGUUUGGGGAGGGAAGAAGAGCAGCUAGAAGUAAUAGAGGGAGCAAGAGUAGCUUUAUUGUUCUGUUGUCUUUUGCAAAUGAAACGCCUCUCACUGCCCGUGGGAGGCAGGGUUGGAGGCGACCAAGAGGAUACUGCAUGUGGUAGAAAGCAUAGAGAAAAGAAAGCAUAGAGAAAAGAAAGCAGCUGAAGCUGAUGAGUUCAGGACAGAAGAGGUAGCGACUGUAUAUAGCUGUAUAACGGCGGCACUGCCAUGUUCUACAGUGAUCCAAAGAUUCCCGUGAGAUGCCAGCUUGGAACCUGCGCUGCAAAGUGCUGUAGGAAACAAAGUGCUGACAGUUCUGAUCAAAGCCAAAACGUUGUUUCUGCAGCAUGGCUGAAGGUGACAGGGUGAGGACGGCAAUCCCACAACACCAUCCACCAUGGCACCAACCCGGGAGCCGUAACUCGCAGGUGAAGUUCUGCCUGUUGGCUGUCGGUCGUGUUGGAAAUGGGAAGAGGGUGCACACAGACACAAACCCGCACGGUUCUCUGUUAAUGUCUUUGUACAGUUUCAAGUGCCAAGUACAAUUAAAUUCCUGACGGCC